Messenger RNA from Paramecium sonneborni, 627 nucleotides. The record is from the annotation of a GenBank genome assembly. Lineage: Eukaryota; Ciliophora; Oligohymenophorea; Peniculida; Parameciidae.
AUGCUUGAUUGUUGUUCUUUAUGUGAAAGACAUAAAGGAAAGAUAAACAAGGGACUCUUUUUAUUUCCUUAAGAAUAUAAUCAAUCAUAUAAGAAUUGCUACAUAUCUUAAAUUGUAUUGAAAUUGAUAGCUCUGAAUAAUAACAAAUUAAUUCUAUAGGAUGAUUUCAUGUUGUUAGAUAAUGAGCAAAAUAUUUGUGAAUUAUGCUGUUAAUUAAUGUAAUAUGGGUUUACAUGUAAGAAAUGCAAAAUACUAAAUUUUAUAUAGAAUGAAAAUAAUAGGAAAUGUCAAUUUUGUAAUACGAAUUUGUGUUGCCAUUGUGAAAAUAAAUUAGAGUUAUUUCCUAGUAAUUAAUCUAUUUGUUAUAGCUGUUAAAAAUAAGAAAUAAUUUCAAUAAAAAUAGCAUACAUAUUGAUGAUAAUGAUAGUAGGACUAUUUUUACCUUACUUAGGUUUCACAUAUCUUUUAACAAAGUUUUUUGAUCCAGUACAUCAGUAUGAAUUUUGUAAGAAAAAUGUUUUUAGAACAUUUUUAUUAUUUAUAAUAUUAUUUCCAAUAAUGUUUCCUUAUGUAGUAAUAGAACUUUUUAUGGAAGGAUUAAAAGCAAUAAUAAGAAAAUUAUAAUGA